Messenger RNA from Neoarius graeffei (lesser salmon catfish), 3846 nucleotides. It is a transcript of the gene calcoco1b, whose product is annotated as calcium binding and coiled-coil domain 1b. NCBI's taxonomy places the organism in Eukaryota, Metazoa, Chordata, Actinopteri, Siluriformes, Ariidae. The transcript has 15 exons. The record is from RefSeq and is a predicted model, not a curated record. Bases 278 to 1912 code for a protein of 544 amino acids.
GCACGUGCGUUUUGUUAUUGUUGUUGAAGUUGAACGUGAAGCCAAAGAUUUCGUGCCGCUGAUUCAAACAGAGUAGAGUGUAGAGUACAACAGAGUAGAGUGUAGAGUACAACAGAGCAGAGUGCUGAGUGUAGAGUAGAACAGAGUACUGAGUGCUGAGUACUGAAUGUAGAGUAGAACAGAGUGCUGAGGGGGAAAAACACCUGAAUUUCAACUGAAUCAACAUCAACAAGGUCUGAAGAAAUCAUUCCAGAAGUAAUGAUCAGCUCUCCAGGGAAUGUUGGACCGACAGAAGCUCCAUCUCCUCUUGGACUCUGAAACUGCCAUGGAGAAGGAAGAGCAUUGGAAGGUGAAGUUCAGGAACGUGGCUCAGACGUAUUUCCCUCAAACCCGAGUUGAAUGUCGCUACACACUGAGCUGUGAACACAACUGGAGCUGUCGUGACUGGAUCGGUCUCUUCAAGGCCGGCUGGACGUCAGUCAGGGAUUAUCACACGUACGUCUGGGCUCUUGCUCCUGAAGAUUACACACCGGCCAACGACGUGAACUGCAGCAUCCUGUUCCACCCGUGUUAUCUGCCGAACCCCGGCGCGACAGUGUACCAGUUUGUGUACGUGGAUGUGCUGGGUGAGAUCUGUGCAGUCAGUCCUCAGUUCACCUUCAGCUCUCCAAAACCUCUGGAUGAACUGGUGACUCUGGAGGAGGAGAGAAACGGAGAGGAAGAAAACGAAGGAGAGGACUUGCUGCUCGUCGUGCCCAGAGCUCAGAUACUGCAGAGCCAUCUAGAAGCCUGUCAGAAAGAACUGUCACUGUUACAGAAGAAGCUCAGAGCAUCCAGCAUGGAACUGGAGAAACACCGAGAGAGAAACGAGACGGAAAGGAAGGAGUUUGAAACGGAAAGAACGGAGCUGAGGAAUGAGAUCAAAGAGCUGAGAGAGCGACUGAGAUGCAGUGAGGAGAUGAUUGAAAGAAUGGAAGAUCAACAAAAGGACGUUUUAAAGUCUCGUGAAAACAUUUCAGUGGAGUUUAGCAGCUUGAUAACAGAAAGAGCUGAAAAUCACCAACGGAUCAAAGCCCUGGAGGAGGACGUGAGCAGCUUAGUGCAGCAGAAACAAGACGCCGAGGCUGAGUUAGAGCGGAUGAAGGAGCGAGUAAAAAAGCUGACGAUACAAAGGAAGGACGAGGAGGACGGGAGGAGGAACUUACAGAUGGAGAGUAAACGUUGUCAUGAGGAGUUUCAGCUUCUUCAGGAGCGUCUGGAGAACAGCGAGCGCAGCGCAGAAGGGUUACGGCGAGACCUGAGUGAACUCCGAGCGCUGCAGAGCCAGAACCAGGCUGAGCGUCACCAGAUCCGACUGCAGGCGGCUCAAACCACGCUGCAGCUUUCACAGGCCAACCUGAACCUCCGAGAAGGACAAGCAGCGUGGGCUAAAGAACGAGAGAACCUGAGGAAGAGUGCAGAGCUGGAUAAGGAACGCGUCCAAAAACUGAGUCAUGAGCUUCAGAAGAAGGACGAAUGGCUCCAGGAAGAACGAACAGAGCGAGAGAAACUGGAACUGGAGCUCGGGAACGAGAAAGCGUGCAACCGAGUAAACAAAUCUGAGUUCCGCGCGAGUGUCCGAGCCCUGCAGAAGGAGCGAGAGCAGCAGCAGCUGGAGAAACAGGAGCUUCUGGAUCACAUCCAAGUGAUCCGGCUGCGUAUGGAGAGUGAACGGGACGCUGCCCGGAAUAAACCGGUGUUUGGAGGCAGGACAGUGGUGAACAGUGAAAGCGCUGCAUCACCUGCAGCUCUGCAGAAAUCCGACUGUAACGAAGUGGGAGGAGCCGAAACAGUAAACCUGCAGCAGGCGGAGCAUCCGGGGGCCAAAGCUACGGAGCAGGAAACAGGAUGUGGAGGAGGAUUUGGAAAGUGAACCACAGACUCAAUCUGAGAUCAAAGAGAAUGCACUCAGUGAGUUUACUGAUGCCCCCUUCUGGUGAAAAGCAGAAAUGCAGCAAUGAAACAUGAACGCACACACACUGGAAAAUCUGAUGCUGCGAGUUAAUAUCAGCACCAGCACAUCAUGUGCUCAAGAGGAGUGUAACAUAUCAAAAACAGAAUUGUGCAAGCUCACCGUGUGUGUGUGUGUGUGUGUGUGUGUGUGUGUGUGUGUGUGUGUGUGUUUUAUCGUAUGAAUGUGUGUGAACUUUUUACUUGCUGAAUAAAUGUUUCUGAAAUUAUUCUAAUAUUAUAAAUCCAAUCAAACCCAAACUUCACUGCACAGUAAGCUGUAAUCGGUUAUGAGACUCGACUGUAGCGCAGAAUAAUCCACUAACUAGUUAACUAGUGUAGAGUCAGCUCAUCAUUAAUUGGGGUGGAACAACCAGGUGAUUUGGAUCGGAUUUAAAAGUCAGUGACUGAAAUGACUCGAGGCAGCAGUCAGAAAUGAUCAGAGGUGGACUUCAGUUCUGUACUUAAGUACACUUUUUGAGUAUCUGUGCUUUACUUGAGUAUUAUUUUUUUGGAAACUUAUGACUUUAACUUCACUACAUUUGAAAGACAAAUAUUGUACUUUUUACUCCAUUACAUUUCUAUCAAGGUCCUCAUUACUCGUUACUACGAAAUGGCUUUGAAAGUGGAUGGUUUUUUUCCUUUUUUUUCUAAAAUGUGAUUGGGUUUUUUUUGCAGGUGACACUGAGAGCCGAUCAGUAAUCACUAGGGUCACGUCUCAUCCAUAGACUUUAAAAUCAAGAUCAAUUUCUCAUCAGCAUUAUUUGAACUCAAUCAGUCGAUGGCGGAAUGGAAGGAGGCGGUUCUUCUGGGGAAUGAACGCACUCAUGGCUUUACCUAGAACCCAUGCUUCAGUUUUCUGAAAGGAUUAAAGAUUUGUUUCGUUUUAAAUGUUUGCUGAAAACGAACCACAUUACAGCCUACAAAAACUCGCCACCCAACCUGCGGAAGCAUAUUGAGGUAUAUAAACAUUUUAUUCCAAGAGAAAGCUUGCAAUGAAGUUGCCUGUGCUUUUAGAGCUAGCGAUAACGUUGCAAUAGCUGUGCAGUCUGGUUAGUCAAAUGACUUUCUAUGGAUUUUCCCACCAAGUUGCCAUAGAUGGCUAACGUUUACACAUAGCUAGUUAACUUGGACACUAUUAGUUAGCAUGUAAACAUGGAGUUACGCUAACAUGGAUAACGUUAACUUAUCUGAAGUCCUUUCAGAAAUGUUUUAGCAUAAUCUUGCCAAAUAAAUAGAAUGUAGAAAUCUUUCUUUUCUAGUAACGUUAGCUACACAAUAUGAUUUCGAGUUUGAAAAGAGUUUGCUAGCAUGUCAGGUGGAGCUUCACUGACUAGCUAGCUUAACGUUAAACCACCAUGAUGCACAGCAUGCGUUCAUUUUGUGAAUUCACAUUUCUGUCUUUGGUAACAGCAUUAGGUUUUUUAAGGGUUGUGGCAAAAACCCAGCGGGAUCUGUAGUUUGACUUAAGUAAUGAAGUUGAGUUCUUUGUCCACCUCUAGAAAUUAUAUAUAAAAAAGAGAAUUGAUGUGUAAAUAAUUUAACUAGCGAGCUGGUUUGUCCAUGAACUUCAAAUAUUUCUUCACUUUGUCAUCAUCAUUCAGUAAUAAACCCAGACUUUGAACAAAUUUGGUUGCAUCUUGAUCUGGUGUCAGAAUCCGAGGCAUCGAUCAGAACUGAACUCCUGCCUCAGGACUUGUGUCAUGGAGAAGCCUCAACCACUGCCUCAACACACUGAUGAAGAGCUUCUUAAAUUCUGUUCUUUGUGAAUGAAGUUGUUGAUAAAACGGUUUAUUUAUUGACAUUGUUCCUGGUGUCAUUUCUACAGUCAGAGUUUUGAAUAAAGUGUUUUAACAA